Mizuhopecten yessoensis (Yesso scallop) is the source of this 1190-nucleotide messenger RNA. Its product is annotated as heme-binding protein 2-like. The transcript has 5 exons. The record is from RefSeq and is a predicted model, not a curated record. NCBI's taxonomy places the organism in Eukaryota, Metazoa, Mollusca, Bivalvia, Pectinida, Pectinidae. The coding region runs from base 89 to 739 and encodes 216 amino acids.
UGGACCAAGUCAAGGCCACAACCUUCUUCUCCAUCGGACAGGCAACAAUAGCAAGAAAUUUGUAGUAUUUGUGCAUUCCACCUCUGCAAUGGACGGGCUUCUAUUUCUAUCAAGCGUUCUGCUGACUCUAAUGAACUCCAAAAAUGAAGCAUUAGUCAUUCCUCGUACUGGCAGCAGUUGUCCAAACAACGUUAUUUGUCCAUCAUAUAUCGUCAUCAGGGAUAAAUCAACGAACGGCUACGAGUACCGACGCUACGACGAGUCAAAAUGGAUUGGUACCAAUCACAUUGCCAUGACAUUGACCCCUGAAGAUGAGCUAAUCAUGCGCAGACGCCUGGACACUUACUUCGUCGGAGGAAAUGCUGAGCGUGCUACAAUAGACCGGACCCUCCCCGUCACCCUGAGGGUGGCGCCAAACAGUCCCCCAGAUGGGCGAUCCGUAUUCGUUAUGUUACGCAUGCUACCCCCCGCCAUCCACCACAACACUCCCGCACCAACAGCAGAUUCUGUCUUCAUCCAGGAAGUACCGCCCUUUAACGCUUUUGUCAGACGCUUUCCUGGACGUUUAUCUUUCUCAAAACGUCGACAGAAGAUUACUAGUCUCAAGAACGACAUCGGGGACACUUCCCGCUACUACCAAGAAUAUUUCCUAUUGUCGGAGUUUGAAUCCAAUACAGCUGGUGACGUCAAUAAUGAGGCGUGGCUUAUAUCCACGGAACACGUGCUACAGAACGUGUAAUACUUGCCCAUUAUGUCCAGUUCCACAGCUGUAUUUUUCCUCCAUCUAGUUUUGUUGUAUGACCGACUUAAAUUCAUGUUACAUACACCAAUCUCAAAAUUCAUAGUUCUGUAUACUGUAUACAGAGAAGCUUGAGCUCGGUCAAACGUUAGCCCUUCACCGUUAAAAUUACCUUUUGCCUAGUGUUAAUUUCGCCAUUAACAUUUAUGUAUAUCAAACUGCCUACUUGAUUUAUACAUAUUUUAUUUGCAUAAAAAAUUUACAUUGGGAUUGAAGUUUUCUAACUUAUAUAAAGCCCUUUCCCACUGCCUACUUAUAUUCGCUGUUAUGAUAAAUUCGACCUCAUUAAUGAGGGCGGAAAAGGCGAAAGUUUAACUUCGGCGGAAAUUUCUCGGUAUAUAGAAUUGUUUUUAUACAUUGUAUAUAAGUUGAACAUAAAAAUAACCACAUA